GAUCCCCGCAGGGAUUUUUUAUGGGGGGCAGAUUCUGCCCCCCGUCCUCGUUCCCCGCGGGGAACGGCAACAAUAGCAAUGGCAGCAGAUGGCAGCAGAUGGUAGCACAUGGCUUCGUAGCAGCAGCAGCAAAUCGCUCUAGCAGCAACAAAGAAGAUGGAUCCGGUCCGGCAGCAAGCCAGCGGCAAAGCAGAUUCAUACAAGCAACGAAUCACUGAAUAUCAUUCACUUUUAGCAAAUUCAUACAAGUUUAAGCACCAAACAUCAGGAAAUUGCAAAAUAUGAAAUAAAAACACCCAAGACAAAAAUUUUGGAGAAAGGCAGAUCUAGAUCUGAAGGAGGGAUCCGACGAUCGAAGAAAAUGGAGAAAAGGGUUCUGGAUGGGAGAAGAAUCAGGUGAUGACCGGUGAUGUAGGUGGAAGCUAUUGAUCAGAGAAAAAUUUGAGAAAGGGGUUCAGGAUGGGAGAAGAAUCCAGUUUUUUCUUCUUCUUUUUUUGCCGUCUGCAGCCUCUUUUUUGGUGUGGCUCGGUGGCUCCCCCCUUUUAAAGAGAAAGGAAAACUAGGGCUUUUUGGGUUUGGGUUUGGGUUUUAAUGGGUUAGUUUGUGAAAGUGGUUAUUGGGCUCAAUAUUUGGGUUUGGGUUAGAUUUAUUGAUUUUUUUUGUGAAUUUCAUCCUUUAAUUUUUAAUUUUAUAUUAUUUUAUUAUAAAUUAGUAAAAUCUUG
Molecule: messenger RNA, 722 nt
Organism: Rubroshorea leprosula
Lineage: Eukaryota; Viridiplantae; Streptophyta; Magnoliopsida; Malvales; Dipterocarpaceae
Source: the annotation of a GenBank genome assembly